This is a messenger RNA of Schistosoma guineensis, 603 nucleotides long. The record is from the annotation of a GenBank genome assembly. Lineage: Eukaryota; Metazoa; Platyhelminthes; Trematoda; Strigeidida; Schistosomatidae.
AUGAAUGAUUCAGUUACACAGAAUUGUUUCGUAUCAUAUUUAGGUACUACUGGGUCAUAUAACAGUGAUGGAACUAUCACUGAUGAACCUUUUUAUAUGCGAAAAAGAAUUGAAUCUCGAAUAACAGAAUAUAGAGAAGCAUGCUAUAAUGUUUUGGCCGGUGUCUUUAGUGCACUUCAAAGGUCUUCGCUUUCUAAACGGAUUUCUCUGUAUGAUGUAGAAAAAGAACGCUUGAUGCUUGAAAAUCUGUACUAUUUGAAGUGGGCUAAUACACUUCUAUUAUAUGAAGUGUUCAAAAACUCUAUUGUCGAAAAAUGGGAGGCUAGAAAACGUCUUGAUGAAGACGAGGAAUAUGACGAGUUAGAAAAGAACAUAACUAAAAUUGAAAGUGAAAUUCCUUGUUUAUGUGCUGAUCCUUUGAGAAGCAAUGAACUACAUCAGAAGUUCCGUAAUUCUUCUAUGGUUUAUGCUGAAAUUACAUAUGCAACUGCUGAAAAAAUUCGUGAGAUUGAAACUCUAAGGUUUCGUUUGCUCAAAUUUUUGCCAUCACAUAAAAGAACUCAAACCGUUUUGGAUGCGAUGAAGAGAUUUGCUAUUUUAUAA